Triticum aestivum (bread wheat) is the source of this 806-nucleotide messenger RNA. RefSeq lists its product as uncharacterized. NCBI's taxonomy places the organism in Eukaryota, Viridiplantae, Streptophyta, Magnoliopsida, Poales, Poaceae. The transcript has a single exon. Gene Ontology annotation, molecular function: enzyme inhibitor activity. The coding region runs from base 43 to 618 and encodes 191 amino acids. The record is from RefSeq and is a predicted model, not a curated record.
AGCCAGCAAAAACAGAAUCCUAACCAAGCAAGAGCGCACACCAUGGCAGCCAGGCUCCUCUUCUCCCUCCUCCUCAUCCUUCUCGUUGGCUCCCACGGAGCGUUUGCCUCCGUGCAGGAGACGUGCGCGAAGGCGAUGAAGGGAUCGGAGCACAAGAACCUUGAGUCCUUUUGCGUGACGACGCUCCAGGCGGCGCCGGGGAGCGCCUCCGCGGACGCGAAAGGGCUGGCCGUGAUCGCCACGAACCUGACGCUGGCCAACUACACGGCGGCGGUGGCCACAAUCAAAGAGCUGCAACGGCGCGGGGGCUGGUCGGACAAGCAGCAGGCCGCGCUGGCCACGUGCCGCCGGCGGUACAUCGAGGCGCUGAACGUGGUGCACAGCGCCGUCCACGCGCUGGCCACGGGGCGGAAGCAGGCGUACGUGGCCGAGAUGGGCGCCGUCAGGAGGUCCGCCAUCGACUGCGACGACGCGUUCGGCGGACGCGGUGGCGACGACGCGUUCGGCGGACGCGGUGGCGACGCCGCGGCGAAGCCGGGGGAGGCGCCUCUGCGCAAGGUGAAUGACGACGCGGAAAACCUGACCACCAUGGCCAUGCUGAUCGUGAUCACGCUGUAGCGGGCACAUUAUACGUAGUAGAUCUUGCCGUACGUGAUCAGCGUCAGGCAGACCGGUCGAUGGAGAAGAAAAUAACCGAGUGUGUGAUUUGACUUGUUUGUGCCGUUAAAUUCCUGUUGGCUUGCUAUGAUGCUAUCUUGGGAUUUGCUUAGCCCAUAAAUUUGUAUCCCUCUCGUCCAUGCUGCCUG